AUUAAUUCUUAAUCCAAGUAUCGCAGGUUGCUUUGAACGUUUGUUCACCUCUCGAUUAUCCACGAUCGAAUUAUGUAAAGUCUGACUGUGCACGACUUUUCGUACGGUGACGCUACCAAAUUUACUGUUUUACUCAUUAUCGCAACUCUCGUAUGGGAGAAACGCGUCUAUCCCAAUCCAAUAAUAAUUGGGGUAGGCAAGUUCCGACAUGUAUAAAUGGUCGCCCGAAUGAUUGUCACGGGUUCAGUUCAUCUCGUGCUAGCUUGAGGGAAACAGUGACUACUCCAGGAUGAUCCGUCCACAAUCACAGUCGAGUGGUUUAUUGGCGAUUUUUUGUAUCCUAUCAGUGCUAACUAGAUCGACCCACGGGGUCAAGUAUCUCAGUGAUCUGAUCUCCAAUCUGAACAAAACCUGUGAAUCGCUGGAAUCGUGGCACAACUGGAUGACCCCGUCAAAGGCGUCCCUGCCUCCAAUCGGAACGGGUUCGCAGUAUACCACCGUGAUCGAUUCGUGCAAAAAGGUCCCCCUAGAUGGCAGUGGAGUGUAUUUGUUCCAGCCGUCGGAAUCGAUCUACCCGUACCCGGUCUACUGCGAUCAGGAUAGUUUCAUCGGAAGUCACGGGUGGAUUGUGGUGCAAAACCGGAAGGAAAAGGGCCAGUUGAGCUUCAAUCGCGAUUGGACGGACUACAGGGAUGGAUUCGGAGAUCCUCGGGGCGAGUUUUGGCUCGGGCUGGAGAAGAUUUACCAGCUGAUGAGGAACGAUACCAAGUACGAGCUGUUGGUGAUGCUGAGGAAGAAGGACGGCAAGAUGGAAGCCGCUCGGUAUGCGACGUUUUCUAUUUCAAGCGAAGAGGAUGGAUACCAGCUGGAGUUGGGGAGUUAUGCGUUUGGAAGUGCGGGCCAUACGAUGGAGUUCAGUAAUAAGGCCAAGUUUUCGACGCCGGAUAGUAACAACGAUGGAACGGGAAAGGAGUGUGCACAGCAGUUGCGGAGCGGAUGGUGGUUUAGCGAUUGUGAUAAUUUGCCUUCAAACUCGAGACGAAAUGUGCAACCAUCUACGUUGUGCAGUAAGAACAAUCAUCCGUACAAGGGUUUUUUCUACAUGGGUGAUCCCUGUUUGGAAGAGACGCGAAUGUUGAUAAGAGAACUUUGAAGUGUUAAAUUAUUAAAUUAUUUAUUUAUUUAUUGAAUACCUUCUAGUACAAUUUUGAAAUUGUUACAGUAAAACUUCAAGUUUAAUGAAAAUUGAAAGAAAAUGGAUUGAUUAUGAUCAAAACUGUGGUCAUUCUCUUGUAUUGUACCUAAUUGCCUAUCACAAGCCUGAUAUGGGAAGUUUGGUUUUCGUCUAGCCAGAAAGGAACACACUUAAUCACGGCUUCGCUGUUCGGUAAUUUUUCUUACUGAAUUCAAACCGUAAACCUGAGGUUUUACCGAAACUUCAGCAUUUG
Molecule: messenger RNA, 1448 nt
Organism: Aedes albopictus (Asian tiger mosquito)
Lineage: Eukaryota; Metazoa; Arthropoda; Insecta; Diptera; Culicidae
Product: microfibril-associated glycoprotein 4-like
Exons: 2
Coding region: 290-1153 (287 amino acids)
Source: RefSeq, a predicted model, not a curated record